CCGGAUUGGUGUAGGGAUUGUGGGUAUGCUGAUGAUGGGUUUAGUGCUUGUCGAUCUUGGCCGGAGCCGAUUUGCCAUUAUGACCAUUGUUCUCCGGGGGGCCAUGGGAAUGAUAUUCCUCGUGGUGAUCAGGGUCAUCGUGAUCAGCGUGAUUAUCAUGGUCAGCUUCAUGGCCAGCAUGAUCACCAUGGCACGCACGGCACGCACGGCAAGCAUGGCAAGCAUGAUCACCAUGGCCAGCAUGACUAGAGGAGUGGGGAGAGAAGAGAGUUUAAGACCUUUCGGAUGUGGUGGAGGGAUGUUAGGGAACAAUGUCGUGUUUUAGUAAGAAGGUAUGUCUGGCGUAUGGAGUUUGAGAUCAAGCUCCCGGUAAUAGGAGACUUGAUGCUUGGGUGGAGUUGAGACUGUUCAGCAAGGAUAUACGAGAGAAUUGUAUUUUGAUCUUCGAUAUCCCCCCAAGAAAGCGCGAGAAA
Messenger RNA from Aureobasidium subglaciale EXF-2481, 473 nucleotides. RefSeq lists its product as uncharacterized. The transcript has a single exon. The record is from RefSeq and is a predicted model, not a curated record. Bases 80 to 325 code for a protein of 81 amino acids. NCBI's taxonomy places the organism in Eukaryota, Fungi, Ascomycota, Dothideomycetes, Dothideales, Saccotheciaceae.